UCGGCCAGACGGUUAUUUUAAGCCGUCAGAGAGCCGGUGACUAGACGCUGCAGGCCGUGCAUCGAUUUGUAGACACACGUGUGUUGUCUCGUGCCCAAUCUCACGCAGUUUUACGAUUCGUUUUAGUAGCUCGUUAUUUACCAUGCACUCGCAGGUCGAUAAACCGAUUUCAAAGUCAACAGAGAAAUGUCUUUCAGUUUCUUCAAAAAUGUGAACGAUUCCACGCUGGCCUUUCAAUGUUCGAUGUAGAGAUUCGUGUGUACCCUAGAAGUCAAAUAAUUGGAUUAGUUCCAAGGGCGUAACGCAUCUCGGUGUAUACAGCAUUUAGAAGAUGUAUCGCGCUAAAUUUAAGUCGUAAGAUUCGAAAUAGCCUAACGAUGCGCAAUUUUCCCUCUCACCAGUCACGGAACAUGAACAUACGUAUAUACGUAUAUACUUUUUCUAUGACGAAGAGGGCGCCAAAACUUGUUUGCGAUUCACUUUUGACCGCUUCGAUAACUCUUUCAAUGUCCAAUUACUAAAUAUAUUAAUAAUAUCGGUCGAUAACGUUGAUACGACAGUAACUUAAAAAAGAUCGAAUAUCGCAACGAUGUUAUCGCUAUGUCGUUAAAUAUCAAUAACAUAUCGAUAGUGUGUCGAUAAUCGAUAGCAGCAUUUCUAGUCUCGCGGUUUUAUUUUGGUCGCACGCACAUAUUAUAAUUCGCGACGACCAUUAUAUCGACUCCCAGGACGAAUGAUGAAAUAUCAUGACGAAAGAAUGCACCGUCUCAGCUGUGGUAAAUAAUCAUUCACGUGCCUAUUUCCUAUCAAUUAAUAUCCUUUUAGAACAAACGAGUUUACCAUUAUCUACACUUCUUUUUUCUUAGUUUCUGCUCUUUAUAUGAUAUUUCGUAAACAAACAAGUACAAAAGUUAUUUUAUAUGACCUUUACGUAAGUCGACAAAUUUCUCGCGCAAUAAUUUUCCCAGUUCAGCGGUUCAGACGCACAAUCAUUUGUCACGAUUAUUGACACUGCCCUUUACACGUCGAUUAUAACACAACAGUGCGUUUUUGUUAAAUGAAAUAAUGUAUCGAUCGCUCGACAAGUUUUAUUUCUUACGAGUUUCUUUUAAACCCAAAAAACAGUUUACGUCAAGUUCGCGACUUUUUGCUGGUCGAUUUUGUAAACGAGAGCGAUGGCGCCUCGAUAUAUCGAGGACACAACAUGAACAAGUUUAUCAGCAAAAAUAAUGAUUUUUACGUCGAAAAAUUUGAUAUCGAUGUUGUCGCAACAGAAACGUGUCUUAUGUCAAGUAGACCAAAAGUGGAAUAUAAUCGUUGUUAAUUACUUUUGAUACAGGUAUGAUUUAUUUUAUUUACUUUUUGAUAUCGAAUUAAUUCGAGGAUUUUAACGUAUCGAUUGAUCGAUCGUAAUACCGUUGCGUAAUUCCGAGACAUUUCAAAUUUGGUAAACACUUCUAGUCACAACGCAUCUAUUUGGUCUAUUACAAAUUUGAACUUUAAACUUUUAUCAAGCUUAGAUUUUUCUUGAAAAAUCUGGAAUGAAUACAAUGAUUUCGGCACGUCAAUAUCGUAGAUCGCAAUGUCUGGUGUGGAAAAUUACCGAUCUAAUUGUUAACCUAACCUCGUAAAGGGUGAUUGAUACAAUGAUGCAUUAUGGGUACAAGGAUUUUUUCUCUCUAAGGAUGACAGUAGGAGGAAGGAAACUGUCAUUACUAUUAUUUUAUUUUGGGACGUUAAGAAUGUUAUUGUCUUCGGGUUCAGAAGUUAACGAGACGUAUCGUUUUGCGUCGAUAUAAAUAAAGAAGCCGCGUAAAAAUUGAAAAUGACAGGAGUGUCUUCAAAUAUAUGUCGAGAGUGCUGUUGAAAACUGUGCAGAAAAUACGAUAAUCUUGCUCUCUUUUUUUCCUGUAAUUUUUUUUCCUGCUUGACCCUGGUAAUCCAUUCUCGUAAUGAUAAACAAUGAGCAGCGAUUUUGACCUCAACCUUUUGUUAUUCAUGACAUACAACGUUAUGCGUAAUAUUUACUUAGUUUCUUUUUUGAAAUGUCUUUCCUUUAACAUUACUAAUUGCACAUGAAUAUUUGUAAUCAGUUAUUAUAAAACGAUCACACAUUAUUAACGAUCGGUAACUCGAUGAAGAUGACAUAAACACGUGAUGUCGUUAAUGGAAUGAUGUUUGGAGAAACACGAUAACCCCUACUGAUGUUAUUGUCAUUUACAUCGGCAAAUAAGGGAAACAAGGAACAGUUCAGGAUAAUGCACGUUUAAAUAGCUGAAACUCGAAACAUCCGACUUUGUGAUACCGGUUGAUUCUUAGUGGUGCAUACGUACUUCGUUCCGGUCUGGUAGACGUAGAGUCUGGUUUGCGAGCAAGUCAAGACACGAGAGAAGAGACUAUUGCCACAUUUAAAAGUCGUAAUUCCACUCCUGGAGUAACAUGACCACUGUACACCUAUUCUAACGCGCAAAACAUUUUACCGUAGUAAAAUAGUAUAAAAUACUCGAUAAGAAAAAUUAGCAACCAGAUAUAAAUGUGUUCCAUAGCGAUGCCUGCCGAGCUGCUCCUGGGGCAUAGUCCUCCGGUUUACAGCCCGCUUUUGUACAGUCCCCUGGUCGUAACAGCACCACCGAUUACCAGCAGGUCGGUGCCACCCAGGAUACGGCCAUGCCUUUCGUCCGGUUCUCUGGCUAUCGACAGUCUGCGAAACAGCAACGAUGGCAAUAAUAAGCAGAAAAAGAAGGUGGUGUUUGCUGACGACCGUGGUCGCCCUCUUACUCAGGUCCGCGUCAUGUCAGAACCCAGCAACGUACCACCCCUUUGGAGUACGGCAUACCUAUCCGGACUAACCGGCCGUCUACUUAAUUCUAAGAUAGAAAACGACGAACCCAGCGAGCUUAUGUCACCAUGGCAAGUGACGUUUCCUCAACCAGCCAGCGAUUAUCUUGCCUUUCGUCGAAAACUGGACCAGGAGAAUGUUAGUUUGGAGAAUGUGAUAAUAAAGGAAUCGGAACAGUGUCUAGUAGGCACGGUCAAGGUACGAAAUCUGGCGUACGACAAGGAAGUCGUAGUCAGAGCUAGCAACGACUCUUGGAAAACCCACGAGGACGUACAUUGCACCUACGUUGAACAACCUGGCGCUCCAGCUUUAAUCCUGUACGACACUUUCCGUUUCCGGUUAACUCUACCACUCGCAUCGAACGUGGUAGAGUUCUGCGUACGGUAUCGUACCGAUGGGAAGGAAUAUUGGGAUAACAACGAUGGGAAGAACUAUAUCGUUCGCAAAAAGCUGGAGCCUCGAGCACCUCCCAAGAGGUACGAUAUCCUGACGACUUCCUGCGAUGGAUUCUCGAGUAACGGCGCUCGAGACAACAUAACUCGAAUCACAGACGCGACGAGGGCGAAUAUGCGCACGUGGAGCGAAUUCGCUUCCUGGCAGCAUCUUACGAACGACACCCCAUACUGGUGAAUCACCAAGAAUCUUCCUCAAACGAUGUACGGAGUCGUACGAAUUCUUCCAGUUUACUUGGUUAAUCAGCGAGGCGUAGAUCACGCGGGACGAGGUGUUGUCACUGCAUCACAUGGCACACGGAAAACGAUUUGAAACUUGUGUCGCAAUCGGACACCAGGAAUAGGGGAAUGGAGAAGAGAACAUUGACGAAAGAAGGGAAGCAAUGGAUCGUGAUCGAGUUCAAUUCGUAUAAGGACAUGCUUGCGAGGAAGGAUAUAAUUGGAGGUCGAUAGCGCGGAACAUACGGGAAUGGAGGCAUUGGUCGCGUUACAUUUAUGAUUGCAACGUGCAGAUAUCAACGCAUACAGACAAGCCGUGCAACACAAGAUUUCGCCGAGCGUUAUUUAAUAUCAGUCUGGAUGGAUUCUAAUUCCAAAGCUUCCCUAAGCUCUACCAAAUCGAAGAUAUCGUCAUGCGUCUUCUUCU
Megachile rotundata (alfalfa leafcutting bee) is the source of this 3937-nucleotide messenger RNA. It is a transcript of the gene Gbs-70E, whose product is annotated as Glycogen binding subunit 70E. Gene Ontology annotation, cellular component: protein phosphatase type 1 complex. Gene Ontology annotation, molecular function: protein phosphatase 1 binding; glycogen binding. Gene Ontology annotation, biological process: regulation of glycogen biosynthetic process. The record is from RefSeq and is a predicted model, not a curated record. NCBI's taxonomy places the organism in Eukaryota, Metazoa, Arthropoda, Insecta, Hymenoptera, Megachilidae.